Molecule: messenger RNA, 1380 nt
Organism: Miscanthus lutarioriparius
Lineage: Eukaryota; Viridiplantae; Streptophyta; Magnoliopsida; Poales; Poaceae
Source: the annotation of a GenBank genome assembly
AUGGGCUCCAUUCUAAGUGCGGCAAGUACUACGGCUAAGUCUAUGGAUCAGCAUGAGACAUCUGGGACAUAUCCUAAUAAGAGGGUGAAGGUAUCUACUUAUGAGUAUGUGUCGAACCCAAGGAUUAUCCCGACUCUUCCUGACGAGCUCUCACUCCAGAUUCUGGCAAGGUUACCACGGAUCCAUUACCUUAAUUUGAAGAUGGUUUGCCGAGCUUGGAAGGCAGCAAUCAUCGGUUCUGAACUUUCUCAGCUGAGAAGAGAGCUUGGCGUAAGUGAAGAAUGGUUGUAUGUACUGACCAAAGUUGAGGCAAACAAGCUCCACUGGUAUGGCCUUGAUCCAGUGUUUCAGAAAUGGCAGAGGUUGCCACCGAUGCCUUCUUUUGUCAAUGAGGAGGAAUCCAAUAGGACGCCAUCUUCUGGGUUCCGGAUGUGGAAUGUCGUGGGAUCAAGCAUUAGGAUUGCUGAUUUUGUUAGGGGCUUGUUUUGGCGCAGGAACAGUUUGGACCAGAUGCCCUUUUGUGGUUGUUCAGUUGGUGUUGCUGAUGGUUACUUGUAUGUCAUUGGGGGUUUUUCCAAAGCUGUUGCCCUGAACUGCGUUUGGAGAUACGACCCUUUUCUCAAUUUGUGGCAGGAAGUGAGCCCAAUGAUCACAGGACGGGCUUUCUGCAAGGCAACAUUUUUGAAUGGCAAGUUAUAUGUAGUUGGUGGAGUCAGUAGGGGUCGGAAUGGUUUGCUUCCUCUGCGUUCAGCUGAGGCGUUUGAUCCCAAAACUGGAUUGUGGAGUGAGCUACCAGAAAUGCCUUUCGCAAAAGCACAGGUACUUCCCACAGCUUUCUUGGUCGAUGUGCUGAAGCCUAUCGCCACAGGAAUGGCACCCUACAACGGAAAGCUGUAUGUUCCUCAGAGCUUGUACUCAUGGCCAUUCUUUUUUGACAUUGGAGGUGAGAUCUAUGACCCAGAUCUGAAUGCUUGGUCAACGAUGCCUGAUGGUCUUGGCGACGGAUGGCCAGCAAGACAGGCAGGCACAAAAUUGGGUAUUGUGAUCGAUGACAAACUUUACACCCUGGAGCCUUCCAGCUCUUUGGACAGUGGUCAGAUAAAAAGAUACAACUCCGAAGAGGACACAUGGGUAACUAUCUCGCCACAAGUUCCGGUUAAUGAUUUCACUGAUGCAGAGGCCCCUUUUUUACUCGCCGGUCUCCGUGGAAGGCUCCAUGUUAUAACAAAGGCGGCGAACAACACUCUUCAAGUUAUGCAGGCUGUAGUACAUAAUAACUCGGAUAACGCAGUAUCUGAAGAAAAUGUGGUAUGGACCACUGUGGCUUCUAGGAACUUUGGGACGGCUGAGCUUGUCAGCUGCCAGGUUCUAGAUGUUUAA